UCCCUAGCCAUCCUUCCCCUCCCCCGCUUCCAUUUUUUCUUCUUCGUCUUCAUCCUCCCGAUCACAAUUCGCAUAUCAAUCCAUCCAGCAGAGCUGAAAUUCAUUUACCAGAUCUCUCACCACCAUAACCCUAAUCUAUAUUCUUUUGCUGAUUUCUCUGCUGCAUGUAAAAAAUGUCUAGGCGAACACUUCCGUUCCUGAAGAAGCUCGUUCCUGGCGUGCGAUCCACGAUGAUCACGUCCAGAUCCGUGACCUACAUGCCUCGACCCGGGGAUGGAGCCCCUCGUGCAGUCACUCUGAUACCUGGGGACGGCGUCGGACCAUUAGUCACCGGUGCAGUCGAGCAGGUUAUGGAGGCGAUGCACGCGCCGGUUUACUUCGAGAAAUACGACAUCCAUGGGGAUAUGAAGAGCGUGCCUCCCGAGGUGAUCGAAUCGAUUAAGAAGAAUAAGGUGUGUCUCAAGGGCGGUCUGAGAACGCCCGUUGGUGGAGGUGUCAGCUCGCUGAACGUGCUGCUCAGGAAAGAGCUCGACCUUUAUGCGUCACUCGUCCAUUGCUUUAAUCUGAAAGGCCUCCCAACGAGGCACGACAAAGUGGAUAUUGUCGUGAUUCGGGAAAAUACCGAGGGCGAAUACUCGGGUUUGGAGCACGAGGUUGUUCCUGGAGUUGUGGAGAGUCUUAAGGUGAUAACCAAGUUCUGUUCAGAACGGAUUGCAAAAUAUGCAUUCGAGUAUGCAUAUCUCAACAACAGGAAGAAAGUAACUGCUGUGCAUAAAGCAAACAUUAUGAAGCUUGCCGAUGGUUUAUUUUUAGAAUCCUGUCGUGAAAUUGCCAGCAAGUACCCUAGUAUCCAGUAUAAUGAGAUGAUCGUGGAUAACUGCUCUAUGCAACUUGUCUCCAAGCCAGAGCAAUUUGAUGUUAUGGUGACUCCAAAUCUCUAUGGGAAUCUAGUUGCAAAUACAGCUGCUGGAAUCGCUGGGGGCACUGGUGUCAUGCCUGGGGGGAACGUGGGGGCUGAUCAUGCAAUUUUCGAGCAAGGUGCUUCUGCAGGCAAUGUAGGAAACCAAAAAUUGGUAGAACAAAAGACAGCAAAUCCAGUAGCUUUGCUGCUGUCUUCAGCUAUGAUGCUGAGGCACUUGCAGUUCCCGUCAUUCGCUGAUCGACUAGAAACUGCAGUGAAGCGAGUCAUUGCGGAAGGUAAAUACCGGACAGAAGAUCUCGGCGGGGGCAGCACCUCACAAGAAGUUACAGAUGCUGUCAUUGCAAAUCUUGACUGAACCCAACCAACAAUCAGUCGCCAUUGAUGUGCAGUGAUUGAGUUUUGUUUUUUUUUUCCCUUUUGCUGCUGACUAUCUGCCCAGAAAGUGCUGUUAAUCUUCUGAGCGAGUCAAAUAAUGAUAUUACUGUGCUACGGUGCCAUAAAGAUAUUUGUUAUAGUGAAAUUCUUUUGAAGAGGAUGAUGGGAAAAUGAAUAUUUAUUUUGCCCAA
Molecule: messenger RNA, 1488 nt
Organism: Andrographis paniculata
Lineage: Eukaryota; Viridiplantae; Streptophyta; Magnoliopsida; Lamiales; Acanthaceae
Product: isocitrate dehydrogenase [NAD] regulatory subunit 1, mitochondrial
Exons: 4
Coding region: 174-1277 (367 amino acids)
Biological process (GO): isocitrate metabolic process; tricarboxylic acid cycle
Cellular component (GO): mitochondrion
Molecular function (GO): isocitrate dehydrogenase (NAD+) activity
Source: RefSeq, a predicted model, not a curated record